Pipra filicauda (Wire-tailed manakin) is the source of this 2574-nucleotide messenger RNA. It is a transcript of the gene TENT5B, whose product is annotated as terminal nucleotidyltransferase 5B. Gene Ontology annotation, biological process: mRNA stabilization. Lineage: Eukaryota; Metazoa; Chordata; Aves; Passeriformes; Pipridae. Gene Ontology annotation, molecular function: poly(A) RNA polymerase activity; RNA binding. The transcript has 3 exons. Bases 276 to 1481 code for a protein of 401 amino acids. The record is from RefSeq and is a predicted model, not a curated record.
UGGCGGGCGGGGGGCGGACGGGCCGGUUCGCUGCGAGUCCCUGCGGGCACCGACCGCGCCUCCCGCCGCGCCCCGCGCGCCCACCCCUCUCCCCGGCGCCUCUCGGGGGAUUCCUUUUUACCUUUUCCCCCUCAUUUUAAAUCUUCCCCCCCCGUUUCCCCUCCCCGCCCGCCACUUCCGGCCGGUUUCCGGGCUGUUUCCGGGUGAGCGGCUCGUUUUUUCGGGCGGCGGUUUGUUUCUUUUUUUUCGGGGGGAGGGGGGGCGGUCUGCGAGAGAUGCUGGAGGUGGCGGCGGUGCCGGCGGGGGCCGCCCCGGGCGGUUCGGAGGAGCGCGGGAGCCGCUUCAGCGUCCUGACGUGGGAGCAGGUGCAGCGGCUGGACCAGAUCCUGGGGGAGGCCGUGCCCAUCCACGGCCGGGGCAACUUCCCCACGCUGUCCGUGCGGCCCCGCACCAUCGUCCAGGUUGUCCGUAGCCGCCUGGAGAAGAAAGGAAUCACAGUCCAUAAUGUCAGGUUGAAUGGCUCAGCAGCCAGUCACGUUCUGCAUCAAGACAGUGGCUUGGGGUACAAAGACCUGGACCUCAUUUUCGGCGUGGACCUGAAGACAGAAGAUGUUUUCCAGCUCGUCAAAGACGUGGUCAUGGAUUGCCUGCUUGACUUCCUCCCCGAAGGCGUCAACAAGGACAAGAUCACCCCCAUGACUCUGAAGGAGGCCUACGUGCAGAAGCUGGUGAAGGUGUGCAACGAGACCGACCGCUGGAGCCUCAUCUCGCUCUCCAACAACAGCGGGAAGAACGUGGAGCUCAAAUUCGUGGACUCUCUCCGGCGGCAGUUCGAGUUCAGCGUGGACUCCUUCCAGAUCAUCCUGGACUCGCUCCUGCUGUUCGGGGAGUGCUCGGAGAACCCCAUGGCUGAGAACUUCCACCCCACGGUCACCGGGGAGAGCAUGUACGGGGACUUUGAGGAGGCCAUGGACCACCUGCGGAACAGGGUCAUCGCCACCAGGAACCCGGAGGAGAUCCGAGGUGGGGGGCUCCUGAAGUACUGCAACCUCUUGGUGAGGGGGUUUAAGCCCAAAUCGGAAGUGGAUAUGAAGGCACUACAGAGGUACAUGUGCUCCAGGUUUUUCAUAGACUUCUCUGACAUCGGUGAGCAGCUGAGGAAGCUGGAAUGUUACCUCCAGAGCCACUUUGUUGGGAUGGAGAGCAACAGAUAUGACUAUUUAAUGACCCUCCACAGGGUGGUCAAUGAGAGCACAGUCUGCCUCAUGGGACACGAGAGGAGGCAGACCCUGAACCUCAUUGCCAUGCUGGCUGUGAGGGUCCUGGCUGAGCAGAACAUCAUCCCCACCGUCACAAACGUUACCUGCUACUACCAGCCAGCCCCUUAUGUCAGCGAAAUAAACUUCAACUACUAUGUCACCCACGUGCAGCCCUUCCUGCCUUGCAAUCAGUCCUACCCAACGUGGCUUCCCUGUAACUGAGCCAGGACAAACGUCAGGGUCUGUCCUCCAAGGACCAGCUGGAGCAAAGAGCUGUCAAAGUGGGGCUGCAUAAACCAGGGAGGUAUUGGAAUGGCUACGUGUAAAUGCCUGAAACGGGGAACACUGGGGAAGGGGGGGAGUGCAUGGUGGAAAAUGCUGUGCAGAGCUUUCUGGAAAAAAAGGCAGCAGGGACUUGCAUAUGAAUUUCUUCAAGCUCCCAAGUCUGCAGUGCCAAAAUACGGUCGUGUUCCUAGAUGAUGAGGCAGAUGAUCUGUCCAGGAGCCUGCCCCAGGCUGCUGGACCUAAUCCUGUAUUUUCUAGGGGAAUUUGAAAUGCUGCUCUUCCUAGGGUUUUUUUAAUUGUUUUGUUGUUGGUUUUUUUUUUGGCAUGCAGUGUGGUUUUAAUGCACAAAGCCAGAGGCCAGCUGGGUUAUCGGGGAAGAUGAGGCUUGUCCUUUUGAAGCACAAACCACUCAGUUCACGAGUCAGUUAUUUCCAGCUGUUGCUGGAGCCUGUGUCCUCUGAGGAGAUGGGCAGAGCUCUUCCAGUCUGGAGAUCUUCCCUUGGGCAGGUCCUAUCUUCCAAAGCAGCCUGUUCCCAGCUAUGUGAUUCCAUCAGCAUUUGAAAUUCAUUCUCUAGCUAGAAAUGGAGCUUGGGGGGGGGUGGGGGUGAAGUUAGUUGGCCUUAGGAAAGAAAAAAAAAAAAAAAGAGAAAAAAAAAGUCUUCUAAACAGACCCUCUUGUGUUGUGAGGGUUUGGCUCUCUCAGUCCAACGUGGCUUUGAAGUUUUUGGGUGUCUGGAGCACAAAAGUUUUUCAUGGAGGUGCCUGGAUUGCUGUGCCCGUGGAGCAUCUCAGAUUUAACUAUGCACGGAGGGAGAGGCGGGCAGGCAGCAGGCAUUCCCUAGGGAUGCUGCUCCAGGAACACCACGGCUUCAGUGGUGCUUCCUCCGAGGCUGAGGUACUCCAAGUAUCUUUACUAACUUUUUUUUUUUUUCUUUUGUUUUGUUUUGGGAUUUUUUUUUUUUUUUGUGACAAAACUGUAAUAGCUGGGCAGAUUGAACGCUCUUAAUAAAGACUAGAUCCUUGGAAUGUG